GUUACGGCAGUUACCCGCUACGUCACAUCCGCCCUCUGGUUUUUCCCGGAGGUAAACCAAAAUAAAACAGCUGGAAAGAUGCUUCGCCUCACUGCAGAAGCUGUGCUGUUUGAUAAAGCGUGACAUUUAUUCCUCCUGGGUGGGUUUUUUAUCGUCCCUUCGGCAGGAUGUCUUUCCCGCCCUCUUUCGGCCCGCAGGUCGCAGCCAUCAUGGACGUGCUGGCGAAGGCUGCGGUCGCCGAAAUAACGAAGCUGGUGGAGGACGGGACCGUGGUUCUGCGCCUGGAGAUGUGUCGGAGGGACAGUGAGAUUCAGGAGCUCAAGAGAAGUUUGAAGCGGAUGGAGGUUGAACUCUGCAAAGCUCAAGAAGAAGCAGCCACGAGUCGAGCUACGAAGGACGCGCAGGAGCCAACAGCAGCCGGGAGUCAGGUCCUCCAGAAAGAUGAAAAAGAAGACCAGGAAACGUGCGCCGUGUAUCUUGAACCAGAGACUGCUGAUUCAGUCUGUGAACCUCGACUUGAAACACAGGACAGUCGUGACGAGAGGCCAGCGGUGAAACACGAGCCGUCGGAUGAACUUGCCACCCAGGACACAACGGACAACACAGCAGCAGCAGCAGCAGACGUUUGCUUUGAGGCGAGAGAACGAGGCGACCCGAUCUGGCCUCCUCCCGCUUGUAGCAUGCUUGAAAAAAGCUCUGUUGCAAUGCAGCAGCGCAUACAGAUUAUCCCCCCUCACGUGGAGCAAUAUGCUGCUCAUAGGAACACAGAAAGUUCCUUUAACGCUUCAUCAACUGACGCAGAGGGGACGGCAGAUGAUUCCUUAAGCGUGCCGAUAAAAGUAGAGGUGGAGAUUCGACCUAUGUGCAUGGAAAGUACCGCUUCAGAGUCUGGCCACGACGAACAGUUCAGACACGCUUCGCUCCCUGCAGUCGGUCAGGACCGGUGCUUGCAGUCUGCUUCUCAACAGGCUGGUCCCUCGCUGGCCCCUCCUCAUGUGCAGAGGUGUACCGCAGGAACGUUUGGGCCGAACACGGAAGACCACAUCCUCAGUAGAAACAGCCUGAGAGCAAAAAGGCUGAUGAACGUUUGGAGAGCGAAUCAGAGACUGUUCAUCUGCACGGUCUGCAACAGGGGCUUCCCCCGCUUGUCUCAGCUGGAAGAGCACAGGGCCACCCACCAACCCUUUAAACCCUUCAGGUGCCUCGAAUGCGGGAAAUCUUUCACUCAGAAGACCCGGCUGAAGACGCACCAGAGCGUGCACACGGGCGAGAGGCCGUUCAGUUGUAAAAUCUGCGGCAAGAUGUUUUCGAGGCAGGACAACUGCCUGAGACACGAGCGGUUCCACAGCGGGCUGAAGCCGUACAGCUGUGGACAGUGUGGUAAAAGCUUCACUGUGCUGGGUAACCUCAAAAUACAUCAAGAGAUUCACCUGCAGGGAAGAUAGCGCUCAGAUGCUGGGGGCUCUGACUGGGAGAAUUUGCACAAGCACUUAUUUAUCUCGCCAGUGAACUUUGACAGUUUUAAUGCAUUGGAUGCCACUGUGAACUGUCUGCGUGGCAGGAUUGUUCAAACCAUGGGUUGUAACCACUGUACUGCAUGUGUCGGACAUACAGACUCAUUUUCAGACAUACCAGUUUAUUUUUCUCUCUGUGAGGACGAGGCAAUGCAUCUGUUUAUUCUUUAUCAUUGUAAUGGAAGUGUGGGAUUUAUUAAUUACUCUAAGUGAACACAGUACAUUUACAGUUUAUAACAAGCUACAAACUGCCAAAGGAAAAUGUUUCAUUUUGACUUUCCAUUAAUUUUACAGACAUCCUCUUAAAAAUUUCACUUGGAUUAACAGGUUUUCUGUACCUAAAAAAAGGAGUGGGCAAUAUGGAUAAAAUCCACUGUUAUAAUAUAUGUACGUUUUAUAUUACGAUAUUGAUGUAUAUUGUGGUAUACUACAUUUUAUAGAAAGUCUAUUUAUACUAGUCUGUUUUUGCCUAAUCCAGCAAAUGAAUACUUGACUGAUUGCAAAGUAAGUUAAAAUCCAGCACUGCCAUAAAGCAACGCUGCUUAUUGAUUUACAAGGUUACCCACAGUGGUCGAAUAUAUUGGUCCUCAUAUGGUACACGAGGUGUGUGACCUCCCUCUAGUGGUACGUGGAGGAAUCUCUGAAAGAGUAAAAAUUAAUUUAAAAAACAAUAAUAAUACAACAUUUUGAAUGAAGAUACUUAAACUAGGAAGAUCACUGAAAUGUAAUUUAAAGUAAGAUUUGCCUUUCCUGUAAUGUUUUUGUCUCAAUAUCUGCCUGCGACGUAGUGACGUUCCUGCACGAGGAGUCCGUGAUUAGUUACACCUUGUGGUGCAUGAGAGUUGUUUGGAAGAGUUGAAGUGCCAGUGGUAGUGCUACCCCCCCCUUCAACAGUCAACGAGUGUAUUUUUACAUCAGUGUUAAUGGUGGCACUGGUUGCCUUAUAUUUUAUAUUUUCUGAGAAGAUAUGCGGUGUAAAAAGUUUGACGAACUCUGGUCUAAUUCCUCUACAAGGGGUCACAAGAUGAAUGUCAUCAGAUGGUUACUAAGUUAUUUUUAUUUUAUUUACAACUUUUACAUGAGUUUAACCUCUUGAGCCUUGAUGUUAAACACUUUUGGAACUAGCAGAGUGACACAAGUAGGCUUUGUUUUAAAGGCUCAUAUGAAUAAAAAGGUUGGGAAUCAUUGAUCUAAUACACACAGAAAUAUUAAAGAGAAUUACUGAUGAAUGACAAAUUUAUAUUUUCUACUUAUGUUGUCAUAUCGCCCAGCCACACCCUCACUGGAUACCUUUUGUAAUGCCACGUAAUGGGUUUCUCUAGGCUCAUGUUACCUUAUGUACAAAAGACAACAGGUAUCAGAUCAGUACUUGUAUCAGCAGAUAUCCUCACUUCAGGUGCCUUGGAAAGUUUCUGGUUUCCUCUCCCUAACUGGCACUUUUGUAAUAUUCCUUUGUCUUCAUAAUGUUGAAUCUUCCAGAUACAGACUGUGUAUUUAAUCUAAAAUUACUUGUCACACCUUGAUUACACACAAGUGAUGUUUAUUUAACAUGUGGCCUUUUUAUAGACCGUUGGGUGCACCGGCGAGGAUCUAAGUGUGUCAAAGUAAAGGUGAUGUGGAAGUGGGAGAGGGUGUGUGCCUAUGCAACAAUUUAUCGUUUAAUAUUCCUACUUAAUUUUAAAUCUGUCUUUAGGGAUUUGUUUUCUUGUGACAUUAAAGUACGUUAAUGUUCCCAA
Molecule: messenger RNA, 3250 nt
Organism: Dicentrarchus labrax (European seabass)
Lineage: Eukaryota; Metazoa; Chordata; Actinopteri; Moronidae
Product: zinc finger and SCAN domain-containing protein 2-like
Exons: 2
Coding region: 168-1445 (425 amino acids)
Biological process (GO): regulation of transcription by RNA polymerase II
Molecular function (GO): RNA polymerase II cis-regulatory region sequence-specific DNA binding; DNA-binding transcription factor activity
Source: RefSeq, a predicted model, not a curated record